This is a messenger RNA of Onychostoma macrolepis, 3117 nucleotides long. RefSeq names its product FA complementation group B (gene fancb). Gene Ontology annotation, cellular component: Fanconi anaemia nuclear complex. Bases 227 to 2827 code for a protein of 866 amino acids. Lineage: Eukaryota; Metazoa; Chordata; Actinopteri; Cypriniformes; Cyprinidae. Gene Ontology annotation, biological process: replication-born double-strand break repair via sister chromatid exchange; negative regulation of double-strand break repair via homologous recombination; positive regulation of double-strand break repair via homologous recombination. The transcript is spliced from 11 exons. The record is from RefSeq and is a predicted model, not a curated record.
CGGGACUGUUUCUUUAAGAAACACCCGGAAAAAUGCGAACGUGAUGUGCGUCAAAUGCGCGCGCACUUUGAGGAAGAGAAAUAGCGUUUGAAACAGAUAACAGUGUAAACAACAGAGAUAAAGUCAUGCGGAGUGAACCAAGCUUUUCAAGUUUGGACACCAAACGGACUCUGAUUGCACCAAACGUCUUUGCUUUUCGUCUGAGUUGACUUCAAAUCACAAGGCGAUGGCUGCAGAACGGCACGUCAAAAUGCUUGCGGUUAAAGGAGACGUGCUUGCUUUCCAGUGCAAGAGUUUCAGCUCAAAAACCAGAGAUCAUCGCAAAGGCUCAGAGGUUUCUUUCUACAGUCUGUCCUUCAACCGAGACUCACAGAACUUCUCCGUUAGAGAUCGUAACUCGUCUCUGAUUCACAAGGACAGCUCUGCAGAAGCAGUCGUCGUUCAUUGUUGCUCCGCUCUGGAUGUUCAACAGAGACAAAAAGCGCCUUGUGUUUUACUGAGACUGUGCAAGAAGAGGACGUCUGCUUUUAAAUAUAUGCUUUACUCUAUAUGCACAUCCACAGAAGCAAAGCUUCAUGCUGAGUUUGUGUUGCCAUACGAGAUGAGAGAUAAUAUUUCGAUAUUGCUCGGCCCUACAUUGAUUUGGAGUCAUGAAAACUCUGUGUUUUAUACAUCCUCGCAAACCAGUGGAGUGAAAGAAGUCCCCAUGACGGUCAAUUUUAUUGGCGAACUUCCUCUUCGGCAAAGAAAACUAGUGAUCCAAGGAGCCCAAAAUGUGCCAAGCGAUCAAUCUAAAGUGAAAAACAUACUGUAUUUCAUAGAAGAUGGAAGAACUUUGAAUUUUGCAUGUCUUGUGCCUGAUGCCUACAGCUCUGUGAUCCAGUGCAUGAUGGUUCUGUCGGCUGAAGAAGUCGACGGUGGUUUGAGAUCGGCUGUUCUGGCGGCUACAAGCAUGAAACAGCUGGUUCAUUUUGAGAACGGACUUCCUCGGGACGUUUGUCUUCUUCCUUACGAGCAACCGCUGAGUAUUCAGAUGAUUCACACUCUGAAAGACGACUGUCUCGUUGUCGUAACCUUCAGUCAGGGAAACGUCUGCGCUGUGUGGAAAGACACUUUCCAGGUGGCGGGGUGUUGGACAGGAGUGCGUCUGCUGCUCGUUGAUGACUUUAUGGGAUGCGGGACGGAUCAGAUGCUCUUAGUGUUUGAGAGUUCAUCAGCAGAACCGCUUAGCAGCUUCCUACUCACUGAUCUGUGUGCCGUCACUUACUCUUGUGGCCGAUCAGACGGCGAGGAGCCGAACACAUCAGACGCAGCGCAGGAGAAUCACCUUCUUAUGGUUCAAGCAUUAGAGUCCAGACUGCAGAGCGGCCUGAACGUCCUUGAAGACCUUCAGAGAGACGUAGAAGUCAAAGACAGACUUCUACAGCAGUCAUUAGUGGCUUUAACUGAUCUGGUGUCAGGCAGAGAACAUGUCUUCUCCUCUCCACAACAGGAGGGGCUUGUUUCUCUGUGGGAUGAAGACGAUGGUGAUGGUGCUGGAGAUGAAGAGGAUGAUGGGAUGCAGACUCAAUGUGCUGAAGCUCCUCUGAAGAUGCACAGAGUUUGGCAAAGAGUCAUCGGACAGAGUUUGAUCGUCGGUGUCGUUCUGACAUCAACAAAUAACACGUCUGUAAUGAAUAUUAGCGCUUCGAUUGUGUUGGAUUCUCAUCAAACCGGAGUGACUCCUGUUCUGAACACUAAGACUGUGAUCCUGCCGUAUCCUGCAUCAGACGCAGCUGUCGCUCUCGCUCUCGCUCUCGGCCCGUCGCCGGUGAAGAUCAGACGCUCCGAUUGUUCUGCUGACAGCGACGGAUCAAGACUCGCCCUGGUCGCUGUGACUGACGCAGCUCCUUUAUUAACCUCUGGCUGCGUCAGAUGUCCCUUCAUGCUCCAUUACAGCUCCAAAGAAUCACCCGGAUCUCCUGCGGCAGAAUGUGCUCGGGUUUCUCAACACUGCGGGCAGAUCUCGCUGGAUCUGAAGGAUAUUUCCAUGGGAAAGCUGCAUCCACGACUGUUACAGGAGCACAGACUCAACACAGACGAGGCCAGAGAGGAUCUCCUCAGCCUGAUGGCGCUGCUGGACGUGUGGUUUUUCCGGCUGGAGUGUCCGGAUCACACGCUGGUGGAUGUGCAGGGCUGGUUGCAGGAGUCGCUGAGGUUCGAGCGGCUGGAGAUCGACCCACACUUCACCGCAGACCCGUCGGGCGUCAGGCUCUUCCGCUGGGAGCAGAACUCACCGUUUCAGGGCGUCUUGAGCAUCUACUGCAGGGAUGAGCUGAGUUUGCUGCACUUCCUGCACUCGCUGUGUGACUUCCUGCCCGUGUCACAUGACCUGCAGCCGCUGGAGAGGCCGAGGCUCUGCGCUGGAUCUCUGGCUCAGACUCUGCAGACGGAGAUCCACACCGUGACGCAGGAGGCGUCUUCAGCGCUGCGCUCUGAUGAGGGAGCGAGGAGAGAAGAGGCGGAGUCACAGACGCUCCACACACUCAGGGAGGAGUGGCUUAAAGAACGGGAGCGGUGCAACGAGAGGCUCCGCCCCCUGCUGGACCAGACGCGCUACAGCAGACUGAUAGAGUGCAUGAUUCAUGCGCAGCUGGACGCCGAUGAAGCCGCUCUGAUGGAAGCUCCUCGUCUCGGCUGUGGAUCUGAAUCCGUGAGCUUCUGCUGGUUUGGUCUCGAGGUUCUCCAGGGCUUCACACAGGAAACACUUCAUCUGCCCUCAGAGAAACAGACUCUCCAUCACCGCCUGCGUCUCACCUCCAGCAAUCGUUUGUGCGUUUGCUGUUGAAAAUAAACGCUUGGAUGCAAAAAGCCUCGAAGACAAUUAUUUAAAAAAAUAAAUAAAUAAGCUUCUUUGUACUGUAUUUCAGUCUUUCAGCUUUCUACCAAAAUUUCACAUUAUUUGCUGUUGUUACUUGUGAAAUUUAAUAUCAAUUUAUGUGUGAAAAUUAUUUCCUAUAUGUAUGUGUAUCAGUUUUAUCUCAAAAUGUAUUUUUAUUUUUUUGUUUACAGUGUAUAAAUAACUAAAUUACUAAAAAAAAUAAACAUACCGAAAUGCUACAGAAUGUUUUUUUUAUU